This is a messenger RNA of Penicillium lagena, 813 nucleotides long. Its product is annotated as S-adenosyl-L-methionine-dependent methyltransferase. Gene Ontology annotation, molecular function: sterol 24-C-methyltransferase activity. Lineage: Eukaryota; Fungi; Ascomycota; Eurotiomycetes; Eurotiales; Aspergillaceae. The record is from RefSeq and is a predicted model, not a curated record. Gene Ontology annotation, biological process: sterol biosynthetic process. The transcript has a single exon. Gene Ontology annotation, cellular component: endoplasmic reticulum. Bases 1 to 813 code for a protein of 270 amino acids.
AUGUCAACAAACACCUACUCAUCCGCUAUGUUACAAACAUAUUCUGUCCGUACCGCAGCGAAUACGUCCGCCUAUUUCUUGCCGAGAAUCAAGCCAGACAUGAAGAUUCUCGACAUUGGCUGUGGACCUGGCUCCAUCACACUUGAUCUAGCUGCACUUGUUCCCGAAGGGGCUAUUACUGGUAUUGAUUGUAACCUUACUGCAAUCGAUUCUGCCAAAGAGCUUGCCCACCGCCGAGACGUCAAAAAUGCGUCCUUUAAAGUCGCUGAUGUUUUGGAUCUUCCUUUCGAAGACGAGACAUUUGAUGUUGUCUGUGCGCAUCAGGUUUUGAUCCAUCUUCCCAAUGAAUCUUUUAAAAUCGGCGCUGUUGAAGGCCUGAAGGAGAUGAGACGCGUUUGCAAAACAGGAGGCCUAGUCUGCGCUAGAGAAUGCGAUUGGAGGAGUGCUGUGAUCCAUCCUUCAAUCCCCGAUGUGUUGGAUAGCAUGAAAUUGGUGGAAGGCUUGACUGCUUUAAACAAAACCUCGCCGUACGGCGGAAAGGCUCGGUUGUGGGCUGAGAGUGCAGGGUUCAAGCCCGCAGAUGUCGAGGCAUCUGCAGCUACGGUUUACUAUUCAAGUACUGAGGAAGUGAGAUGGUGGGGUGAGGCUAUGGCUCAACGUCUGGAACAAGGUUCUUCGCUCGCUAGGGGAGUCAAGGAGGGUCUUAUAUCUGAGAGCCAAAGAGAAAAGCUCCCUUUGGCAUGGAGAAAAUGGUCUGAACAAAGUGAUGCUCUUUUCGCUAUGACUGAUAUUCAAGUGGUCUGCAAGAGAUAG